This is a messenger RNA of Cladocopium goreaui, 3903 nucleotides long. NCBI's taxonomy places the organism in Eukaryota, Dinophyceae, Suessiales, Symbiodiniaceae. The record is from the annotation of a GenBank genome assembly.
AUGUUGCAUGCGUCGUCUUCUGGUCCUGCUUUUCAAGCAGUGAAUACAUUUCAUCUGCAGCCCGACGAAGCUCCGCCGCCACUGCAGCCCCAUGCCGUUUAUACUUACGGCCGUGGGGAAUCAUUCAAUCAGGUGAACUUUGACAUCGCCCACAACUUGUGCACCCCUUUCAAGAUCAGGGCAUGGGCUCUUUGGUUGGAACCUGCGGAUGAAGACGCAGACAACGAUGCAGGAGACGGUCCAGUGACCUCAGGUCCACAUCCAGCCCCUUCACCCGGAGAUGACGGAGAAGCUCCCCAUCAGGAUGAUGAAACAAGUGAAGAAUCUGCUGCAGCUGACGAUGCAGCUCUUCCCAUGGCAACAGAGCCAACAGAGGCUGAAGUGACCCCAGCCGCAUUUGAGAUGGGACCUCCUCUGACAGCAGCAAUUCCAGGCACACCUGGAUCAGACGGUCCGGCACCUCACCCAGACGCCAUGCCCUUCGACAUCAUCAAGACCUUUCAGAAGUUGCCGCCGCAUUUGCAGCGUGAUUUCCAGUCCCAGAUCUCCGCAGCCAUGCAGAUGGGUGUCGAGUACUUUCAGAUGACUGGACUCAGUGAGGCGGAAGCCUUAAACGAGAUGCGGACACAGAGCUGGGCAUUUCUUCGUGAUAUGACCCCGCUGGAAAUUCGCCGUGCAAAGAGGCAGCGUUACUAUGAGCCGGAUGAUCCUCCGAAGGGCAAGGGCAAAGGCCACGAGAAGUGCGGGGCUGGGCGACAGGCACAAGCCUCCGAGCCCAGUCCUCCUCGUGAGUGUACAGAACCCACGUCCGAGCAUCCGUUAGAUAUUGCAUCCGAGCAUCCGUUAGGUCCUGCCGAUGUUAAUGCUGAAGGGUCAGAGGAAUUUCCUUGGUCUGGUGAACCUGAAUUUGAUGAAGAAUAUUGGGAGCCAGACCCGUCUCCGGAGUAUGAACCAUCUGAUCUGAUGCCAGACCUUGUCCCAGAGAUCCCAGCAGAGCACUUGGCAGAUCCGAUGAGUCAGACAGCUUGGAAGCGUUUUGCCCAAACUGAGCUUCAAAUGGACGAGCUAAGGAACAUUAAGCAGGCCAGGGUCAUGAGCCUGAGCGAGUCCUUUUCAAACGAAAGCUUUGGAAAUUCUCUGUCCUCAAUGCUGUCGAUGUCGUCGAACAGCUUGAAGCUUUUGACCCAACAUCCAGAAGCUGAUCCGGAAGCCAGGGAUAGUUUGGACGCCAUCCAACGUUUGACAUAUGUACGGAGAGUCAGGAUCGCCCGAUCCGACGACGACCUGAGAGAUGCCAGCUUGACCAAGCUGAAGAGCAUCCUGCUCAUGGAUCCGACGACGACGAGAUUGAAGGAAUUUGACAUCUACUCGUAUCUAGGGCACUUAGAAAGUGGAAAAGCCGGUGCAACAGCAGCAUCGAGCUUCUUGGAGGCCUUGAGAUUCUUGGAUUCGGUGGCGGUUCUAACAUGUGCCGAUCUGGGGUUGGUGCUGUCGCCCCGGGUUACGGGUUUCGCCCACCAACAAUUCCUACGCAAAGCCCCACUCAAGCAAAAAGACCCAAUGCCAUGCCUGGUAGUGGCCGAGCUGGAAAAACUCUUGCUCAGGCAAGAGGACAGUGUUCAGACUUGCAUACUGGGACAACUCCUGUGGUGUUUUCAUGCCGCAAGUCGGUGGUCUGAUUCAAUGAGACUUCAGUGUCUGAAGCUGGAGAAGAUCAAGGAUGUGGCGUUGGCUGGUGGAUACCUUCAGGACUUCGUGGAGGAGGUCAGACUUCUGAUGGACCCGUUCCCAAAGCUCGAUGUCCAAAAUUUGGACACUCACUCUUUGAAGACUGGACUGUUGACUAUGGCGGCCAGAUCGACUGCAGUCAGAUUUAGCAUGGCAGAAAGGAGAACUCUUGGCCACCACAUCAAGCCCGGCGAUCGCUCUGUAUUGACUUACAGUAGGGAAGCCUACACCAGUCUCUACGCGAAAAUUCUGGCGUGCUUCCGGGAAAUACAGCUCGGAAACUUCCGCCCUGACUCGUCGGCCUUAGAGAGAAUAAUCGAGGCUGCGGACACUAUGGCUUCAGGCCCUCCAGUCCAAGUCGACGUUGCCCCUUUGGAAGCAGAUAAAGUGGAAACAGCCGACCUUUGGGAAAUUUCAUCCGAAUCCUCGGAAGAAGAGCAGGGCCUGAUUGGGGCCGCUUUUGCAGAAAGAAUGAGGCAGCUAGGGGUGGAAGACGAAUUGAAAGGAGAGCUGCAGACGAAGGGCUUUGAGACAUUUGGUUCUCUGGCAUUUGCAGUAUCGACAACUCCGCAACAGAUCACAGAUGCGAUUCUGGAUGCAUGGCUCUUGAAGGUCACCAAUAGAGAUCUGAGCCCUUAUCAGACAUCAUGCAUCCGUAGACUGGUGGUGGAAUCCCAUGCCUUAGCAUUAAACGAUCUGCAAAGAAAGGUUGACCAACCUUCCGAUCCCCAGUUAUCUCAUCGAAAGUUACCAAUGGCAGAACGCCAGACUCGACAGUUAGAGCAGGAGACGAGGCUGGAGGGAAUCAUGUUCUCACCCGAGGUAACUCCGAGCCAUGCACUAGUGGAUCUUUGCGUUAACAUGUUGGAGCAGAAUGUUUUGACUUGGAUCAAGCCGGAGGAGUGUACAUCACGAUCACAGGAGAUCCAGAGUUUGAAGCGCGACCCAAAGGUGUCACUGGAUGCAAGCGGGACCAUCAAGAUCACGUCCAAGACGGUGAACACCACCUGCGCCGUCAGCUCAGAGCUGGACCUUAGAAAUGCUCUGCAACGCAGAUCUCUAGCAAUGGACCAAGCCAAACUCUGUUCAUUUAAGGAGAUAGAACUGUGGGUACAACAUCUGUUUCUAUCGCAUGAAAGAGCUCAACCAUCAGGCUUUGCUUCGGUCACUCUGCAGCAGAUCAUUGAAUGCGACAAGCAGAUGUUUAUCCGUGCGUCCAACAAUCUAGUUGGCCAGCUGCAGGGUGAACCAGGCAGCUCCAUGACGCCCUUGGACAAGGAGAUCAGGGCGCUGCGAACAUCCCCCGAGUUAAUGCCAUACCUGAUGCCUAUGCCAGUCCGGCCUGCACCCAAGACCAAUCCUAAGCCAGACAAGAGGCCAACAUCCGACGCAUCCGACCGCCCUAGUAAGUAUCAGAAAGGAAUGCCAUGUGGCACCGCCUCCCGAGCCCGGGAAAGGUUCGAUCUCACGACGGCACAUGGACAUUCGACACAUCCGCAGAGGUGGCUCCCGCCCACCUUUGGCCUCACCGACCAACAAAAAUUGAUCCCUUCAUCUCAAAGGGGGGAAUGCCAGGAAGGGAACUCGCAAGAAAGGUCAGAAGGAGACGUCUUGGUGGGAACUUGGUACACACCGAUGCAAUUUGUGGAAGAAGCCAGGAACGUUACCCAUCCAAUGGAUGAGAAUGCCUUGGAACACAUCACAAGAGAUGCGAUUGGGUACGUAGCUUGUAACUCACCAGAGUUAGUGUCCAUCGAGAGGAAGAAGAACUUGUUGAAGGCUAAGAUCUUAGCCAAGCAAUUGGAGGGUCAGGAGAAGAGGUUGCACGAGAACCUCCCGGAACCGGUUGAGAAAGUGGUCCGAGGGAAGAAAAUCCUACUCUGGCAAAAGCUUCUGGAGCAGUCAGGGUAUGAUGGCAUGGAGGUGGUGAAGUUCAUGAAAGAAGGAGUGCCGCUAGUGGGGGCUCAUGAUCAUCCUAAGUGCUACCCUCUCAAGAUCAAGCUGGCGUCCACGACGGAAGCUGAGCUCAGAGAUUCAGCCUUGCCGUGCAGGCUUGCCCUAGAGAAUAGGAGGCCCCAGACUAAUGAACCUGGGUUCGCUGAGCACUUGGAGGAGACGGCACAAGAGGAAGUAGACAUGUCAUUUCUGGAGGGUCCGUACCACUCGGAAGCUGAA